Sciurus carolinensis (gray squirrel) is the source of this 3232-nucleotide messenger RNA. RefSeq names its product leucine rich repeat containing 56 (gene Lrrc56). Gene Ontology annotation, molecular function: protein binding. NCBI's taxonomy places the organism in Eukaryota, Metazoa, Chordata, Mammalia, Rodentia, Sciuridae. The record is from RefSeq and is a predicted model, not a curated record.
GGCCCUGGGGCUGCGCUCCUGGAGGCGAGUUCCGGGAGCAGAGAACCGGGAGCCGGUGCGGCGCGAGGCUCCUCCGGGAACGGGAGGGACUUGUUGGGGAGACCUCUCCCGGGAGCCUCCACUCACAGGCGUGCUCGCGACCCGGAGGCCCCAGGGCCCGACGGCGGAAGGGAUAGUCCGCGAGUUGGGGAGAGGUGAUGGUGAGCCUCAGGAAGGACCAGCACCGCUGGUGCUCGGGGCUUGAAUUCGAGGAAGGCUGGGUUUGCCAGGCGCCCCCCGGUGGCCGCGGGUCUGCCAUGCUAUACCCCUCUCGGCAGGUUAAGCGGAGGCAGAGCACCCCGAGCUCCAGGUUCCGCGGUGCAGCAACUCAGUGUGACCCAUUUGACGAACGGACCUGGCAGCCCAGCCCUGAAGUUACCGUGGGGAGGCGAAGUGAGGCGUACCCCCAAAACGCACACACAGAGGUGCACUUGUCUCCUCGAGACGCAAAAGACGUUUUUAUAUUUUUUGAAAUUUCCAAAACGUGUAUAAGCACAUGCUCCCCAUCGGAAAACCGACAGGGUGUGACUCGGAGGCCGGCGCCAGUCCGGCAGCGCCGCGCUGCCCCGUGCCUCUGGCUGCUGCGGCCCCUCUGCGCCCAGCUGCCGUCGGAGGUCCGAACUCCGCUCACGCAGAUGCGGCUAGGAGGCGGCUGACAGCGGGCCGGGCGUCCCUCGCCGGCGGGCUCGCUGACACCCUCCCUCCGCCGCGGACCGGCCGCACUUCCCCAGAUCAGCACCGGCGGCCUCAAGGCGUCCCACCUGGCAGGCGCGCGGAUCCCUACGCAGGCCCAAGUGGGCCACCCUGGCAACGGUUGCUUGGGGGCGGGGCUCAGCCGCGGAACCGAGACGCCCUGGCUCGUGAAUAUUUGGGUAUUCAAAUGAGGCCCCGCCCCGUUGCCAUGACUCCAGAGCUCGCAACCACGCGGCGAAAAGAACAGCUCCAAGUCAAGAGAGCGCCCGCGGCAGAGGGGCCCAGGGCCGCGCCCGCAGGGCCGGGCACCCUGCCCACCCUUAAGGUUGGAUGUGGAUGGACCCAGCCUGGAAUGGAUCCCAGGGUCCUCGGCCACAUACAGCCAGUGUCCAUGUACGGGAGCUGAGUUGGCAGGGCCUGCACAACCCCUGCCCACAGAGCAAGGCCCUGGGCAGCCAUGGAGACAGCUACAGGCAGCAACUGGUGGAGCACCUGUCCCCUGCUCGACUGCAGGUCCUGGCCCAGGUGGACGACCUCCGGCUGGUGCGGGUGCUGGAGAUGUGUGUGGACACCCGUGAGAACAGCCUGGGAAACUUCGGAGUUCACCUGCCCAACCUGGACCAGCUGAAGUUGAACGGCAGCCGCCUGGGCUCUCUCAGAGACCUGGGCACCUCUCUGAGCCACCUACAGGUGCUGUGGCUGGCUCGCUGUGGCCUGACAGACCUGGACGGCAUUGGCUCCUUCCCGGUGCUAAAGGAACUCUACGUCUCCUACAACAGUAUCUCGGACCUGAGCCCACUGUGCCUGCUGGAGCAGCUGGAGGUGCUGGACCUGGAGGGCAACAGCGUGGAGGACCUGGGGCAGGUGGGCUGCCUACGGCUGUGCCCAAGGCUCACCACACUCACCCUGGAGGGCAACCUGGUGUGCCUGCAGCCAGCCCCUGGCCACUCCAACAAGGCACCCCAGGAUUAUAACUACAGGGUGGAGGUGAGGAAGCUCAUCCCCCAGCUGCAAGUGCUGGAUGAGGUGUCCACCAUGCACACUGACCUGCCUGCCACCCAGGAGCUGAGCCAGGACUGGCUCAUGGUGAAGGAGGCCAUCAAGGAAGGCCGUGUGCUCGACAGUCUCCUCCCCCCACAGGAUGUUCCCUUUGGAGCCACUAUGCGGAAACUUGAUCCAGCACUCUCCCUACCUGAGACCAAGCCCUGGGCCCUGUCCCUCUGGGUCCCUGGGGGCCCCCUGCCUGAAUGCCUGCUUCCAAAGGACCUGGCCCCAGAAGACCACACCAGCAACCUCACCCAUGGUGCUGGUCAAGUCCUCUGUGGGAACCCCAUCAAAGGCCUGAGGGAACGUAGGCGUCAGAACCAGGACUGGGCACCCGUGGAGCAGCUGCCUCCACACAAGUCACAUCUGGCCACCAGCCCCUUGGUGGGGCUUCAGGCCUGGAGGGAGCAUGGCCUGUGUCCCCAUCCCCACAGGCAGAUGGAAUCCCAGCAGGAAGCGGCUGCAGCCCCCCAGGACCCACAGAGGUCCCCUGAAGAGCAAGAGGACCAGGUUGGACCCAAGACUUUCCCCAGUCCCAUGAGCCUGGCCACAGAGCUUUCCAGGACCUUGGACUUUCACCUGAUCCCAUCUCCCCCCAAGUACCCAAUGCCACCUGAUUCUGGCAGUGGCUCCCCCAGGAGAUCUGCAGACCUGCCUCUCAGAGGACGAAGGCUCAGAGCCCUGGGCAACCCGGGGGGAGCCCUGGAGGUGGCCUCAGGCCCCAGUGCUCAAGCCCAGGGGCGCCCAGACCCAAAGCCAACGUGAGAUCCAGCAGCCAGACAUCCAGGCCUCUGCUCCCUGCCCCACCUGAACCCUGUCGCCCCCACCCACUCCCACCCUUAGUGUAAGCCCCCACCCACUGCCAGGCUUGCCUGCACUGGGGCCAGGGGUGCCGUGAGGUCAUGGGAGCCCCAGGAGGGCUACGUCUUCAUAGGCCCUGGAGCAUCUCGACAGGUGUGGGGGUGGAGAGUGGGUCUGGCCCUGGUGAAGGGGAAUCCUGGGUUGCGACCAGCCAGCAGGCAGCAGAGGCCAGACUCAGGUUAGGUCCCAGGACAGGGAGAGCCCAAGCUCCCCCUCACGCCUCAGCUGCCUACCCUCCCACAGGGCCUAGCCUUCCCAGGAGAAAUGCACAAAGGGGCAGGCCUGGGUCAGGGGCAGGCCUAGACAGGUGGAGGGACCUGGAGUUGGGCUCUCCAGGUGUCUCAGGGCUCCAAGCCAUUCUCUCCAUGGAUGCAGCCCAGAGUCCUAACUGCUGGCCCUAGGCUGCCCAGGGCAAAGCCAGGCCUCCCAUCCCUGGCAGAUUUGUGUGGUUCCCCUUGAGAGGCUGGGAGGUGCAGGUCCCUCCUCUUGGGGCAUGAUGCCCCAAAACACAGGAGAAUCAUUUUCAACUUUCAGGUGUACAGAAAUGCAGUUUACUUUGUAGGCAAUGUUGGUUCAAUAAAUUAUGCAGCUGGCA